AUGAAUUCCAUUGUGAUUGGGCUGAUAUUCUUUCCCACGUUCUUCGGUUUCUAUGACUUUGUUGCAUGUGACCCGGAAGUUAGGCUUUUACACGUGCUAUUCAGACACGGGGAUAAAGUGCCUGACAAAGAGUAUCAAAAUUAUCCAUUAGACCCGUAUGGAAACCAUUCGUAUUACCCGAUCGGGAGCGGUGGUCUGACGAAUGACGGAAAAAUGCGCGAGUACAAGAUUGGCAAAAUGCUUCGUGAUCGAUACAACGAUUUUUUCGGUCCAAAUUAUUUGCCGGAUGAGAUUUAUGCAAGAUCAACAGCCUUCCAUAGGACUCACAUGUCUCUUCAGCUGGUACUAGCAGGCCUCUUUCCCCCUACUGGCCUGCAGAUUUGGAACCCGGAUUUAGCGUGGCAGCCUGUGUCAGUGUUUUCCGAAAAAGUCAACAAAGAUUUCCUCUUGUAUCCACAAGAGUGUUCCACGUACCAGAAAGCGUACAAGAAUUUUCUGCGGUCAAAAGAUGCCAGACAGCAAAUCGAUAAGUACAACAGCAUUCUGGCCUACCUAACGAAGCACACGGGAAAGACGGUCAACACCACUUCCGAUGCUUAUUACCUGUACAAUUUGUUCAAGGAAGAGGAAUCUCAAGGUCUGACGUUGCCGAGUUGGACUUCAGAGGUCUACCCGUUUCCCAUGAUGAACGUCACCAUCCUGGACUUCCACCUCAGGUCAUACACUACACAGUUGAAGCGUUUGAACGGAGGUGUUUUGCUGAAGCAGAUCACCGACGACAUGCAAAACUUUAGGAGCGGUCGUCUCGAGCCUCGAGAAAGGAAAGCGUUCUUUUUCAGCGCACACGAAAAAAACGUGGUUGCCAUGGCGCGUGCCCUCGGCACAAACGUUCCUCAACUGCCCGCGUACGGAUCGACGAUCAUCUUCGAAACCCUUCAAGAUCGUGACAAAAAUGACAAAUACUUUGUCCGGGUUCUCCACUAUACGGGAGUUACCGAAAAAUUAAUUACGCAGACCAUUCCUGGCUGUUCCGAGGUCUGCCCUCUCGAUGAAUUCCUCAAACUUUUGCGGGAAGUAAUUCCAGACCAGACCGAGUACUGCCAUAGCAGCAGCAUUCGGACAUCCGGUUCAGGCUCAUUCCCGAAUACUAUAUGGCUCCUUGCUGUUCCGGCGAUAAUUAUCAGCCAGCGUUUCGACUAAGCUUGCGGUUAAACGUUCUCUGACCUAGUUAACGCGUAGUAAUUUUCGGUAUAAUCAUGUGCUUAGUCAUGUACGUCAAUUUUAUUUUCUUUGUGUCAUGAAUUAUUGACUCAUAAGUCUUUCAGGUAUAACAUACUUUCCCAUUUCUGACUGAUAUGAGAGAAGGGAAAAGUCAAAAGUAAUCUAGCAGGCAUAUAAAAAAUCCAGACAAGCCUUCGUUCCUCUCGUUGAUCGAGGUUCAACCAUUUAAUUAAGAUCUCAACGACCCCUGAGAUAAUCCGUCUGCAUCCUGACCGCAGAAUGACGAUUAUUCGCGCUACUGUCUUCAUCUGCCGGUAUGAUUAGAUCGAAUUGCACUUGUUGAAGCAUAUUUUUUUUUCAUCGAUCAGUGUAGAAUACCUACUUCUCAUCUGUAAAGUAGUUGGCAGUAGCAUCCUGAGGCAUUAUAUAUUCUUCGAGUUCCCUC
Messenger RNA from Diprion similis, 1666 nucleotides. Its product is annotated as venom acid phosphatase Acph-1-like. The record is from RefSeq and is a predicted model, not a curated record. The transcript has 7 exons. Lineage: Eukaryota; Metazoa; Arthropoda; Insecta; Hymenoptera; Diprionidae. The coding region runs from base 1 to 1200 and encodes 399 amino acids. Gene Ontology annotation, molecular function: phosphatase activity. Gene Ontology annotation, biological process: dephosphorylation.